This is a messenger RNA of Carassius gibelio (silver crucian carp), 2248 nucleotides long. RefSeq names its product alpha-2-macroglobulin-like protein 1. The record is from RefSeq and is a predicted model, not a curated record. Gene Ontology annotation, molecular function: endopeptidase inhibitor activity. Gene Ontology annotation, cellular component: extracellular region. NCBI's taxonomy places the organism in Eukaryota, Metazoa, Chordata, Actinopteri, Cypriniformes, Cyprinidae.
CAAUCCUCGUGUGGCUUCCGCAAUCGAGGUGGCUGGAGGUGAUGACGGCUCCCCCUUUGACAUGUCGGUCAACUUUCCAGAAACCUGGAUCUGGCAGCUUGCUCAAGUGGGAAACACUGGAUCCACAAAAGUUAAUCUGAUGGUUCCUGACACCAUCACCACAUGGGAGACGGAGGCAUUCUGUGUGUCCUCCAAAGGUUUUGGCUUGGCUCCUCCUGUUCAGCUGACGGUCUUCCAGCCCUUCUUCCUGGAGCUCUCCCUGCCUUACUCCAUCCGUGGAGAGUCUUUUGAGCUGAAGGCCACAGUCUUCAACUACCUGUCGAAGUGCAUCAUGGUUAAAGUGACUCCAGCUGCUUCCUCUGACUUCAGUCUUGGACCUCUUAAUGAUCCGUAUUCAUCCUGUCUCUGUGCCAAUGGGAGAAAGACCUUUAAAUGGAUUCUCUCCGCAUCGGUCCUUGGAUCUGUAAAUGUGACUGUCAGUGCUCAGGCUGAUCAAUCCCAGGUUCGAUGUGGCACUGAAGUUGUGACCGUGCCAACAAGAGGACGCAUUGACAUUGUUACUGAAAGUCUACUUGUUCUACCUGAAGGAGUUGAAAGGAUCUUCACCCAGAGUUGGUUAUUUUGUCCAAAGGGGAGCGUCCUUUCAGAAGAUGUGUCUCUGACACUUCCAACAAAUGUGAUCCAGGGAUCUGCCAAAUGCUCCGUUUCAGUCCUUGGAGACAUAAUGGGUCGUGCGCUAAAUAAUCUUGAUGGCUUGCUACAGAUGCCAUCUGGCUGUGGAGAACAAAAUAUGAUAAUUCUUGCUCCCAAUAUCUACAUCCUGCAGUACCUGGAAGGCACUGCGCAGCUCACCCCAACCAUCCGACAGACUGCCACUGGUUACCUUCAGAGCGGAUACCAAGGACAGCUAAACUACAGGCACAGUGAUGGUUCAUACAGCACAUUUGGCUACGAUGCUUCCAAUACAUGGUUGACCACCUUGGUCAUGAGGUCUUUUGGCCUAGCAAGGCAUUUCAUCUUCAUUGAUCCCAGUGUCCUCAAGAGCGCACAGGAUUGGUUGAUCAGCAAGCAGGGUUCAGAUGGCUGUUUCAUGCAAGAGGGAACUCUGUACCACGUUGACAUGAAGGGUGGUGUGGGUGAUAAUGUGACCAUGACGGGCUACGUUGUUGCAUCACUCCUCGAAAUGGGUAUCCUUGUCACGGAUCCGGUCAUCACCAAUGCUCUGUCUUGCUUGAGGCCUGUCGUUGGGAACCUGGGAAACACUUACACGACUGCUCUGCUCGCCUACACCUUCAGUCUGGCAGGAGAGACCAGCACUCGAGCUCUGCUUUUAACUGCCUUGAAGAACAUUGCCAUUUCUGAAGGCAACAAGCUCCACUGGUCUCAGACGUCAUUUGGUGACACUCUGGCAGUGGAGAUCAGCUCUUAUGUGCUGCUAGCGGUUCUCUCUGUACAGCCUCUCACGACCACUGAUCUGAGCUAUGCUAACCACAUUGUCAACUGGCUUGUGGCCCAGCAGAAUCCUUAUGGAGGCUUUUCCUCCACCCAGGACACUGUGGUGGCUCUUCAUGCUCUGUCUCUCUUCGCCACUAAAGUGUUCAGCCUGGAGGGCUCCAGCACUGUUACUUUACAGUCCUUUGUGGCAGGAGAGGUAUAUAACUUGAAUCGGGACAACAGGCUGCUGUAUCAGGAGAAGCGGCUGAAGAACAUUCCUGGCAGAUAUAGUGUUCAAGCCAAGGGCUCCACCUGUGUGUCUGUGCCGGUUGCGUGUUUCUACAACAUCCCGACACCCAUUAAAUUUUCCAGUACACUUGGUGUUGAAGUGAAGGUGGCAAGAGACUGCAGAGUGCGUGGAGCUGAUCUCAUGCUGAACAUUACUGUGACGUACAAUGGCGCAAAACCAACUACGAACAUGGUUAUCGUGGACCUUAAACUCCUGUCAGGUUUCACCGCAGAUACGUCUCUGGAUCGUAUGUUUUAAGAUUCAUUUACUCCACUAGUGCAGCGGGUUGAUGCUGGAGAUGACCAUGUGCUGGUGUAUCUGAAAGGGGUUGCUAAGGGUGUCCCCAUGACCUACAGGCUACAACUGAAACAGGGUCUUGCAGUGCAGGAUCUCAAGCAAGCAGUCGUUGAGGUGUAUGACUACUAUCAGCCAAAUGACUCAUCGGAGACCAAGUAUAUGCCUCCCUGUCCAUGAUUGUGCUUCAUUUCUGGCUAUAAGACGCAUGAAUAAACUCUUAACUAGUCA